AUGACCAGCAACGGCACAGACCCAUUGACUGAAUUUCUCGGGGCCAUCGAGGGCGUUAACCGCACCUCGUUCGCGGAGGAUGGAGACCGCAUCCGAGCGCUUCAAGCAGCAUACGCUCUCGUCAGUCGGCUGGAAACGUCGUGGGACACGGUUGCGCGCCUUGUCCUGACCGAGCCGGCGCUGGGAGCGGCCUUGAAAGUGGCCCGAGACCUGCAACUCUUUGAGAAAUGGGCUAGCGAAGCCGGGCAGGAAAGCGCGCGGACCAGCGCUCAGCUGGCGGAACUGACAACUUGCGACGAGAUGCUCCUCGCCCGCAUCCUCCGCCACCUCUCGGCGACGAAUAUGCUGGACGAGGUCCAGCCGGGCCUGUACAAACAAACAGCCUUCACCAAGUCGCUGCUUGAACCGGUAUUCGGCGCAUGGGUUGACUACCUCUACGACGCGACGCUGCCAUGCUUUUACAAGAUGCCCAUCUACCUAGCUCAGCACGGGUACCAAAACCCGACGGAUCCCACCAACGGCGUGUUCCAGUACGCCAAGGGCUUCAAGGGCUCGCUCUUCGACUACUACGACACGCACCCCGUUGAGGGCGCCGUCUUCAACUACAUGAUGGGCGGCGUUAUGGCCAAGCAGGCCGGCAUGCUGGACCUGUACCCAAUUGAACGGCUGCUCGACGAGCCCGAAUCGCCAUCGCCGCCGCCCCUUCUGGUCGAUGUGGGCGGCAACGUCGGCCACGAUAUCAACAAGUUCCUGGCGAAGCAGCCGGGUCUUGCAUCGAGGCUCGUGCUGCAGGACCGCCCCGACGUCGUCAAGGUCGCCAAGUGCCCGUCGACGGUGCGGGUCAUGGCGCACGACUUCUUCCAGCCGCAGCCCGUGCGAGGGGCCCGCGCCUACUACCUGCACGGCGUCAUCCACGACUGGGCAGACGAGCCGGCUCGCCGCAUCCUCGGGCACCUGCGCGACGCCAUGACGCGCGGCUACAGCCGCCUGCUGGUGCACGAUCACGUACUGCCCGCCAGCCGCCCUCACCCGCAGGCAACUGCGUACGACCUGACCAUGAUGGUGAAGGUGUCGGCCUUCGAGCGGACCGAGAAGAUGUGGGAGGACUUGCUGGGAUCCGUGGGUUUCGUCAUAGUCAAGAUUUGGAGCUCGCCGCUGGCGACGCAGAGUGUGAUAGAAGCGGAGCUAGCAUAG
This is a messenger RNA of Thermothielavioides terrestris NRRL 8126, 1194 nucleotides long. RefSeq lists its product as uncharacterized. The transcript has a single exon. Bases 1 to 1194 code for a protein of 397 amino acids. NCBI's taxonomy places the organism in Eukaryota, Fungi, Ascomycota, Sordariomycetes, Sordariales, Chaetomiaceae. Gene Ontology annotation, molecular function: O-methyltransferase activity. The record is from RefSeq and is a predicted model, not a curated record.